AGCAGAAGGAACGUUUAGCUGCUGCCUUUAAAGACACAAUUACCUUACCUCCAUUAAAUUCUUGUGUAUCGAUUAUAUACCUGACAAGUGUUGCAAUUUCGCCAAUUAAUAUAUCAUGAAGUAAAUAUGUCGAUUACAUAUUCCAGUAUAUUUUUUUAGAAAAAAGAAUUUGAACAGGACAGAAAAUGAGGUUCAAGACUUAUCUUCAGAAAGAUCCUAAACAUCGUGAACUGGUGAGUUGUGUAGCUUGGAACUCCACUGAAGAGGUUUAUUCAUGUGGUGAUGACCAUCAGGUGUUGUCUUGGAACCUCUUGACUGGUGAUACCACAAAAGUAGCAUCUCUUCCUGAAGAACUGUAUCCAACUGAUAUCCAUUGGUUACCUCGCUUGACUGCUGGCAGUGGUUCAGGAAAGAAACAAGGCAUUCCUGAUCUGUUUGUACUUACCUCCACUGAUGGAAAAUUUCAUCUGUUAUCUAAAGGAGGUAGAAUUGAAAAGACUAUUGAAGGUCACAGAGGUGCUAUACUAGUUGGACAGUGGAGUCAUGAUGGCUCAGCUCUUGUUACAGGUGGAGAAGAUGGUUUAGUAAAGAUUUGGUCACGUACUGGGAUGUUGAGAUCUACCUUAGCAUCAAAUAGUGCACCCGUGUAUUCACUAGCUUGGGGACCAAAUUGUGGAGAUGUGCUGUAUACAUGGGAUAAGUAUUUGGUGAUUAAGUCUCUUCAACCAAACUCUAAACCUUUGCAGUGGAAAGCUCAUGAUGGAUUAGUUUUGAAAGUUUCGUGGAAUCCAAACAACAAUAUUAUAGUUUCUGGUGCUGAAGAUUGCAAGUACAAGGUAUGGGACACGUAUGGAAGAGUCUUGUAUAGUAGUCAACCUCAUGACUACCCUAUUACUUCAGUGUCUUGGUCACCAGAUGGAGAAUUGUUUGCUGUUGGGUCCUUUAACACUCUUAGACUUUGUGAUAAGAUUGGGUGGUCUUACUCCUUAGAUAAGCCACAGACCCAGAGUAUUUUCUCUUUAGCCUGGUCCAGUGAUGGAACUCAGAUUGCUGGAGCUUGUGGAAAUGGUCAUGUUGUUUUUGCCCAUGUAAUUGAACGCCGCCUAGAAUGGAAGAACUAUGAAGUGACAGUUACAGGCAGAAAGACUAUUUCUGUGCUGAAUGUCAACAAUGAAGUCUGGGAGAAGUUAGAUUUCAGAGACUGUAUAAUAAAGGUUUCCUUAGAGUACAACCACCUUGUGGUGGUUACUUCAGCUCAGUGUUAUAUUUACAGCACAAAGAACUGGAACACUCCUCAGAUAUUUGACUUAAAAGAAUGUCGUGUGAGUUUAGUCAUUCAAGCAGAAAGACACUUUCUGCUCGUUGAUGGUGGAGGCUUGUACAUACAUUUUUAUGAUGGCAAGAUGGCCAGUGCACCAAAAUGGGCAGGAAUGAGGCCUCAUUUAUUGAACCAUUUUACAGUUAGCCUGAGUAAUGACACCCUGGCUGUAAGGGAUAAAGGAGAUGAGAAAGUGGUGCAUUUGUUCGACACUCAGACAGGCAAGCCUGCCAAAGAUGGGAAACCUUUUGUUCACAGGUUGGAAGUAAUGGAGGUUGCAUUGGACAAAGUUGGACCUGCCAAUGAGCGAAAGCUGGCCCUAGUAGAUAAAAAUAGAGACCUCUACUUAUUGCCAGUAAAGCAACAACCUAAUACUUCAAUAAAGACAAUCAAGAUAGGGGUUAUGGUUCAGUCAGUUGUGUGGAAUGACAACACUAACAUGUUAGCUGCACUUCAAAGUGGAAAGUUAACUGUUUGGUAUUUUCCAAGUGUCGUUUUUGUUGAUCGCAAUCUUCUUUCUCGAACUAUCAAUGAAAAGGAAGGCAGUGAAUUUGGAAAAAACCCACAAAUAGUCAGUUUCUCUGGAACACACCUUAGUAUUCGUCGAGCAGAUGGGUCUCUGGUUUCUACAUCAGUAUCACCUUAUCCUUCUAUACUUCAUGGCUUUGUGGCAUCUUCUCGGUGGGAUGAUGCUGUGAGACUCUGUCGGUUUAUUAAGGACACUGCUUUAUGGGCUUGUUUGGCUGCCAUGGCUACUGCUGCAAGGGAUCUUAACACAGCAGAAAUAGCGUAUUCUGCUAUAGAAGAGUGGCUACAGUCUUUCCAGCUUGAUAUUGAUAUAACAUUUCUGUUAACUUCCAGGGCUUUAGACCUUGCUGUCAAACAUAAGACCCAUGUUGAUACUGUUUUGGCAUACAGGAAGAAAUACUUGGGGAAAUUUGAAAAAGAGGAAACUAAUCAGAGAUUUCAACAGUAUAAUCAAGAGAUUAAACCAGACUGGGAUCAGAUCACUGCUAAAAUUGAACAAGAAUAUCAGAAAGAACGGGAGAGACCAGCUACCAGCAACCGAUAACAAGCUAAAUCACUGCAAGAAUAUGAAUUUUUUUGCACAUAUAUGCACAACCAGUAAUAUUAGAUUAGUGUUGUUUGGAAUGUGAAUUUUGUAUUCCAAUAUCAUCCAUCAGUAACUAAAGAAUGAAAUUUAAAAGUUGGACUAUUUAGUUCAGGGGAGAAACUUUAUGAAAUGACUAUGAAUAUAAUUAAUUUAUUGAGCAAUUCUAUCCAUAGAAGUGUUUCUAAAUAAUAAAUUAGGUUUUAUUCUUUAUUUAUUCUUCUAUGUAUGCCUGUUUAAAAAGUUUUGCAUUCAACAAGCUUGUUACUCUAUAUACAGAUCUAUAGACAUUUAGUGCAUUCAUACAAAUUUUACACGUGUUCAUCUCAAAUAAGUAACAGUUAGUGUUACUGAAUAUGUAAGUCAAACCAGAUGGUUCUGUGAAAGGUAGUAUAUGUAAAAUUGCAUUAAUUAAUAAAAGCAAAGUUUGAUAGAAGAGUUAGCAUACAGGAUCAUAUAUAUAAGGUGCAUUGAAUUUAAAAAAAAAAAAAAGACCCAAAACAUGAGUGCUUUCGAAUAGUUAACUAUUCUUCUUCAACUAUUCAAAAGCACUUGAGUUUUGAGUCUUUUUUUUUUUUAAUUAAAACAAAUCAAUAUUGUUUCAUGCUUAUUAUGACCAAGUAUUUAGGGAACAGUUUUAUCUACAUGAAUGGAAGUAAGAGAUAGUAAAUAACUGACAAUUUGAUGGUCUUUACUAACUUUAAAAAAAAAAAACAGUUGCUAGUGUAAUUCAUUACUAAAUUAUAAAAUCUCAAGUAAUCAUGUUUUUGCUCUGACUGAUAAAUUAGAAAUAUUAUCUUAUUAGUUUGCUUUAAAAAAGAAUUGUUCUUCAAAAGGAAGAAUGAUAUAAGGUUUAAUUAUUUGACAUACCUUGUGUUUAUGUCAAUAAUUCUAAGUUAAAAGUGGGCUUAAAUUUGUGAUGAUGAUAAAGUAUUACAUUAUUUUAUAAAACAAAGUCAUAGAUAUUAAUAAUUCUGCUGUAAUUAUGCCUUUUAAACAUUUCAAUUAUUUUGCAUUUUAUUAUAUAUUUUGGUUAUUUUAAAUUAAAAACUAAAGUUGCAAGUGGAAUAAGUAGGAAACUAGAGGGAUUAAUAACAUCCAUUAAUACACUUGUGGUUUGGUGAACCGGAAAGUCUAAACUCUUGUAAUAUCUGAAAUGAAGAAUAGACAGUAAAAAUACAGUUUUAUUAAUUGUACAGAGUUCUCUGAACUUAAAUUAGCUUUAGUAAUUUAUAUAUUUCAUAUAUAUAUAUUAAAUUUUUGUGCCAUGAUUCACCUGAAUCAGCAUUUUGUAAUUGGAUGUAUGUUUGUUUUGAUUGAUUGAUAAAUUAUGUCCCUGUCUCCUUGACUUGAUUAGUUUGAUCUCAUGUAAUUAAUAAUCUUUCUGUCUUGUAUUUUCACAGUAGAGCCUUUUUUAUUGUUAUUGGAUAAUAUUUAAAAUAUAAUCUAUAUAUAUAUAUAGUUGCAGGUGUUUGUAGUUUAGAUAAAUAUUGCUAUUUAAAUUCAUUUUAAAUGUAGAAAAGAUAAGCUGUAGAGAUAAUAUUUGCAAUGCUUAUCUUUUAUCGGUGAUCACCAAAAAUACAACAUGACUUAAUUUACAUCUUGGUGUGUUUCUGUGGGUUGAUGGGAUAUUAUUGUGAUUCUCCUGACUUUAAUUUUUAAAGGCAAAUCUAGUUCAAUCAAUGGCUUAACUGCAAACACUUUUAAUAACAUAAUAACAACUACUUUGUACAAAUUGUCACUGAAUAAACUAUUGUCUAUGACCUGCA
Limulus polyphemus (Atlantic horseshoe crab) is the source of this 4198-nucleotide messenger RNA. RefSeq names its product intraflagellar transport protein 80 homolog (gene Oseg5). Gene Ontology annotation, molecular function: protein binding. Gene Ontology annotation, biological process: cilium assembly. The record is from RefSeq and is a predicted model, not a curated record. The transcript is spliced from 19 exons. Bases 186 to 2390 code for a protein of 734 amino acids. Gene Ontology annotation, cellular component: intraciliary transport particle B; cilium; centrosome. NCBI's taxonomy places the organism in Eukaryota, Metazoa, Arthropoda, Merostomata, Xiphosura, Limulidae.